AACACAAACGUAGCUGAGAGAAGGGGAUUCUUAACGGAAUUGCUUGGCGGCUAGGAUCCACUCCCAGGGCCAACAGCCUACAGACCCUACCGGCAUCCGACCCUAAAGACUUCUGGCACUGGAAAAAUGGAAGCUGAAGAGGAGCGCUUUCCUACACUAAGGCAAGUCUUGCUUCUCUUUGUUUUGCUGGCUCAGGCUUGCGCGGAGCGGGAAGCUUACAGUGUCGCAGAAGAAACAGAGAGCGGUUCUUUUGUGGCUAAUCUAGCAAAGGACAUAGGGCUGGAGGUGAGAGAGCUGUCUCGGAGGAGGGCUCGAGUCAUCUUUAACAACAACAAACAACACUUUCAGCUGAACCUUCAGACAGGAAAUUUACAAGUGAAUGAGAAACUGGAUCGGGAAGAGCUGUGUGGUCCCACUGAGCCUUGUGCGCUGCAAUUCCAGGUGUUACUGGAAGAGCCUUUGGAAGUUUAUAAGUUUAAGCUUUUGGUCAGUGACAUAAAUGACAAUCCACCUGUGUUCCCAGAAGCAGAAAUGAUUUUAAAAAUCAUGGAAAACGCUCUUCCAGGGUCGGUGUUUCCCCUGAAAAAUGCACAAGAUUUAGAUGUAGGCAUCAAUAACGUUCAAAACUACACCGUCUAUCCCAACUCCCAUUUCCACGUUCUUACCCGAAAUGGCAGUGAGGGCAGAAAAUACCCAGUGCUAGUUCUGGACAAAGCUCUAGACCGAGAGGAGCAGCCUGAGCUGAGGUUAACUCUCCUGGCAGUAGAUGGUGGAGCUCCUCCCAAAUCUGGCACGGCCCUGGUCCUCAUUGAUGUUUUGGAUAUCAAUGACAACGCCCCUGAGUUUGUGCAGCCACUCUAUCGUGUGCAAAUCCUGGAAAACAGUCCUCUGGGAUCGCUUGUUGUUACUGUUUCUGCUAGAGAUUUAGACAUGGGAAUAAAUGGUGAAGUGUUCUACUCAUUUUUUUAUGGUGAUGAAGAGAUAACUAGGACAUUUGCACUUAAUGAAAUCACAGGAGAAAUGAAAAUAAUUAGGGAACUAGAUUUUGAAAAAAUUGAGUCAUAUGAGGUGGAUAUCAAGGCGUCUGAUGGGGCAGGUCUUUCUGGGAAAUGCACUGUCAUAGUACAGGUGGUGGAUAUAAACGACAACACCCCCAAACUGACAGUAGCUUCACUUACAAGCUCUAUCCAAGAAAAUUCCGCAGAAACCACGAUAGCUCUUUUGAGUGUUCAAGACCCGGACUCCGGGGAAAAUGGAAGAAUGGUUUGUUCGAUCCAGGAGGAUGUUCCUUUCACACUGAAACCUUCCGUUGAGAAUUUCUACAAGCUGGUAACAGAGGGCCCUCUGGACAGAGAGACCACAGCCGAGUACAACAUCACCAUCACCGUCACCGACAUGGGGACCCCAAGUCUGAAAACGGAGCACAACAUCACCGUGCAGGUGUCCGACGUCAACGACAACGCCCCCGCCUUCACCCAGACCGCCUACACCCUCUUCGUCCGCGAGAACAACAGCCCCGCCCUGCACAUAGGCAGCGUCAGCGCCUCGGACAGAGACGCGGGCGCCAACGCCCAGGUCGCCUACUCGCUGCUGCCGCCCCGCGACCCCAGCCUGCCCCUGGCCUCGCUCGUGUCCAUCAACGCGGACAACGGGCAGCUGUUCGCCCUGAGGGCGCUGGACUACGAGGCCCUGCAGGCGUUCGAGUUCGGCGUGGGCGCCACGGACCGCGGGUCGCCGGCGCUGAGCAGCCAGGCGCUGGUGCGCGUGCAGGUGCUGGACGCCAACGACAACGCGCCCUUCGUGCUGUACCCGCUGCAGAACGGCUCCGCGCCCUGCACCGAGCUGGUGCCCCGCGCGGCCGAGCCGGGCUACGUGGUGAGCAAGGUGGUGGCGGUGGACGGCGACUCGGGCCAGAACGCCUGGCUGUCGUACCAGCUGCUCAAGGCCACGGAGCCCGGGCUGUUCGGCGUGUGGGCGCACAACGGCGAGGUGCGCACGGCGCGGCCGCUGGGCGAGCGCGACGCGGCCCGGCACCGGCUGCUCGUGCUGGUCAAGGACAACGGCGAGCCGCCGCUGUCGGCCAGCGUCACGCUGCACGUGCUGCUGGUGGACGGCUUCUCGCAGCCCUUCCUGCCGCUGCCCGAGGCGGCGGCCGACGCGGCGCGGGCCGACCCGCUCACCGUCUACCUGGUCGUGGCGCUGGCGUCGGUGUCGUCGCUCUUCCUGUUCUCGGUGCUGGCGUUCGUGGCGGUGCGGCUGUGCAGGAGGCGCAGGGCCGGCGUGGUGGGUGGCUGCUCGGUUCCCGAGGCCCGCUUCCCGGGCCACCUGGUGGACGUCAGCGGCACGGGGACCCUGUCCCAGAGCUACCAGUAUGAGGUGUGUCUGACCGGAGGCUCAGGGACCACCAGCGAGUUCAAGUUCCUGAAGUCUGUUGCCUCCAAGCACCCGGGAUCUAUGAAUGGUGUGGAGGAAAACCCAAAUUUUGUAAACGGUUUUGGAUUCAGUUAGGGAUCUGUUAAUUUUUCAGCGCAUUCAAGA
Messenger RNA from Pteronotus mesoamericanus, 2538 nucleotides. RefSeq names its product protocadherin beta-3-like. Gene Ontology annotation, molecular function: calcium ion binding. The record is from RefSeq and is a predicted model, not a curated record. Gene Ontology annotation, cellular component: plasma membrane. Gene Ontology annotation, biological process: homophilic cell-cell adhesion. Lineage: Eukaryota; Metazoa; Chordata; Mammalia; Chiroptera; Mormoopidae. Bases 127 to 2508 code for a protein of 793 amino acids. The transcript has a single exon.